AUGCGGACAUCGGAGAACCGACACAAUGGUGGAUUAACGUAUUAUAAAGAAGGAGGAAAGUUCGGUGAAGGUUUUUGCGGAAAACGAUUGGCUAGCGCUUCCCUUCACAACGAAAUAAACGCGACUGGAUGGGCUUUUCUUGAAGUCGACGUUCAUAGCGACAAAAUUCCACAUUACUUGCAAGGAUAUGCUGCAGGAUUUGCCGAGGGUCGGGUUACAAGAGAACUAAUCGACUUGCAUGUCAUUAACACUGUUAAUGGAUAUUGUGAUGGAGCCAAACAUUAUUGCGAAGAACUUGGAGAGUUCCUCAUCGAAAAUUUGAAAUGGAUGUCUCAAGAAAUUAAAGAAAAUCCUGAAGAUGAAUAUUGGCAACAGGUUAACUUGACUCUUAAUCAGCUGUACGGAUUGAUUCAUGGAUAUGAGAACACUCUUGAAGCGAAAAUUGAUUUCAAGGAUCUCGUGAUUCAUCCAAUCUUGAUGAUUCAACUUGCUGGAGAUCUUGAAGAUCUUGCAUUGAAAUUCAAAAAACCGGAAAAUCCGAAAAAGGUUUAUUCGGGACCAGGACAUUGCUCUGCUCUUGUGAAACUUCUUAAGAACAAUGAGGAUCUCUAUUUCUCUCAUGUCACUUGGACUUCUUAUUCGGCGAUGCUGAGAAUCAACAAGAAGUAUUCGUUCAAGACUCGAGAUCCUGGGCAAGUUUAUUCAUUCUCCAGCUAUCCAGCCUCGAUUACAUCAACUGACGAUUUCAUUCUGACAUCUGCCAAACUUGCGAUUCUCGAAACCACAAUCGCUAAUUACAAUACAAAAUCCUUGGAUUUGAUUACACCGAAGACGGUUUUGACUUGGAUUCGUGCUGAAAUCGCUCACCGUGUUUCGUCUUCUGGUCUUCAAUGGGCUGAAGCAUUCGGCCGUCACAAUUCGGGAACCUACAACAACGAAUGGGUCGUCGUUGAUUACAAACAAUUCCACCGAGGAAAACCAGUGCAACCGGAGCAUGGAAUUCUCCACGUUAUUGAGCAGAUGCCAGGGCAUAUUGUGCAUUCAGACAUGACAGCACAUUUGUUCCAAACAACCUAUUGGCCUGGAUAUAAUCAACCAUACUACAAGCAGAUUAUCAAGUAUUCAGAAACAGACAAAAUGGUUGAGAAAUAUGGCGACUGGUACAGCUAUGACAAAACUCCGCGAGCUUUGAUCUUCAAGCGCGAUCAUCACACAGUGACCGACAUGGAUUCGAUGCUCAGACUCAUGAGAUCCAACAACUACACCAAAGAUCCACUAUCCCGUUGUGAUUGCAAUCCUCCAUAUUCGGCUGAGAAUGCGAUCUCGUGUAGAUCGGAUCUCAAUCCUGAAAAUGGAACUUAUCCAUUCAAGUCUCUUGGAUUCAGAGAUCACGGAGCGAUUGAUGUCAAAGUGACGAAUGCAAAACUCAUCAAUAAUCUUGAAUUCACCGCGAUUUCGGGACCAACGUACGAUCCAGUGCCAGUUUUUGAUUGGAACACUUCGCCGCUCAAUAAUAAAGUCAAUCAUUAUGGGCAGCCACUCAAAUGGAAAUUCGAACCAAUCACCUACAAAUGGGGAAAAAGAAACCAUCGUUAUCAUCUUCUUCGUAAUCAUAAUUAA
This is a messenger RNA of Caenorhabditis bovis, 1620 nucleotides long. The record is from the annotation of a GenBank genome assembly. Lineage: Eukaryota; Metazoa; Nematoda; Chromadorea; Rhabditida; Rhabditidae.